GAAAAUUUCGCUCACUGUCUGUGGAUUCGCGGUCGCGUUCGGAGCGUUUUUCAGAGCCAACUUUUCUCUCGGAAGUUUAGUGUCCUGUCAGUCAGUGUGUUUGAUCAGCAGUGAAAAAUAAGCAGUCUGGUGAAAUAUUGCGGCGAAAAGUGUCCGAAAGGUGGAAAGAAAAGCACAAUCCGUUCCGACAAUCGUGACCACAGCUUGGAGACUGCGGAAAAUCCGAAAUUUUCUCGGUGUCAAUUAUUAACUCUGUGUCUGUCCGUCUGUCGUUGAAAAACGGAACGCGAGGUUGUCAUUUUACGCAUUUGAUUUUUCCCGUUUCCAGAGUGGAAGUUGCUUUAAAAGUGUGAAAUUCGUGCUUGCCGGGAUUGUGAGCUGCCACCGGUGGUCCAAAAAGUGGCCAUUCGAGUGAAACAGGAGGAAAAAGUGUUUACGUAAUUUCGCUGAAUUUUCGUUGUAAUCGAAUCGUGUUCUGCCUUCCGUAUUUCGGUUCUGUCUGUGUGCCAGAAGAGAACAGCAGUUGCCAGGUUUUUUAGUAGCGAAAAUCGGUCUCCCCCCUCGGAAUCCGUGUGCGCGACGGGGAAGAAGAAAGACGGUCUUGCUUGCUAGUAUUAGUGUUGGCCAAACGUCCCAUCCGUUUCCCGCCCCCCUAUCUUUCUUUUCGGAAGCCGAACAGCGAGUGAGACAGGACCUCUUUUCAUCAGGAACGGUCGGUGGCAAAAAUAAUUGGUAAACAUUGUGUAAUGGCGUUUCUGCGUUCCGUCGCUCGUUGCAAUAGUCUCGUUUCGCGUAAAGUGUCCUCCACGUCUUCGGUGCUGACCGCCGGAAGUAUCCCUCCUGCUGGCAGUUCGCCACGUGGUAUCCUUUUAAGUGAUGCGUUAAGUGCCGAUCCCAAUCAGGCUUCAUUGAGCUAUCUUAGCCAGGUCUUGGCCGGAGGACAUCUGCACCAGCGUCGGUUCCGUUCGGUAGCGGCCACUGCCACCUCAAACCGGGCCCAUGUCGAGUCCAAACAGCAACACCAACAACAGAACCCUCCCAGCUCGCCGCAGAGGGAUCCGUUGGACGUCGGGUUCAAUGAUCCGAACGCGGCCUUCAAGAGCAAAACCACCUUCGAGCUGAUCCGGGCCUAUUUCGUGUACUUGCUGUGCUCGUCCGAGUUCCUCGUCGAAAACAACAUGAAGCUGAUGAAACUGGCACAAACAGUUCUAGGGGAAAAGCUGUUCACCCUGGUGAUGAAGUACACAUUCUACGGUCAUUUCGUGGCUGGUGAAGACCAAGUCAAAAUUGUCCCCACACUCGAAAGACUGAGAUCGUUCGGCGUCAAGCCCAUCCUUGAUUACUCAGUAGAGGAGGAUCUGUCCCAGGAGGAAGCCGAGAAGCGUGAAGUGGAAAAUUUGAGAGUUCAGCUUAUGAAGACAAUCGCUAGCAUGAACUUCCCCGUGCACCGUCCUCGAAUUUGCAGCGAAAACCAUUUGGGUAAUCCUUCGACACUGCUGAUAGGUGUUAAUCCCGAACAAGGGACGGCAAUCCACGUGCGCAGGGCUUCGGUAUCGUCCACUGGGACGAAUCUUUCUGGAGAGGCUACUUCCCUACCCCAGUACAGCGUAGACAAAACGUUUGCCGAUCGACGCUACAAAGUACAAAGUGCACGUACCUACUUCUACCUUAACGAAGCGACCUGUGAACGCAACAUGGAGACUUUCCUGGAAUGUCUAGAUGCCGUCAAAGGUGCCACCUUCGGUACUGGUAUAACCGCCAUCAAGUUGACUGCCCUCGGUAGACCGCAACUGUUGCUCCAACUGUCCGAGGUCAUCAUGCAGGCCCGUAACUACAUGAUGGAACUGGCUGGCGACACCGGCAACGUUCUCACACAUCACAAAACGAUCCAAGAUCUCGAACGAUACCUGAGCAAAGUGACCGACAAGAAUGAGGUGAAGAAGUUCUUGGAGAAAGUUACCUCUGAUAAGGACGGUAUUCUACACUUGUUCCCCUGGUCGGGAAUCAUCAACGAAGACUGCGAACUGAGCGAAACGUUCCGAGUGCCGGAUCCGGUCACCGGACAGAUGCGCCGAUUGAUCUCACAGAUUCCACCCAAAGAAGAGGAAAUGUUCCGCAACAUGAUCAGACGGUUGAACACAAUCGUGAAGACUGCCCAAGACUUGGAUGUACGUAUAAUGAUUGAUGCCGAGCAGACCUACUUCCAACCGGCCAUCUCCCGUAUCACGCUGGAAAUGAUGCGAAAGUACAACACCGAGAAGGCCAUCGUUUUCAACACUUACCAGUGCUAUCUGAAGAAUACCUACAAGGAGGUGUGUACCGAUUUGGAGCAGGCUAAGCGACAGAACUUUUACUUUGGCGCUAAGCUGGUGCGAGGAGCGUACAUCGAGCAGGAGCGGGCACGUGCCGCCGCCUUGGGCUACGAAGAUCCUACGAAUCCGUCGUUCGAAGCGACGACCGAGAUGUACCACAAAACGCUGACCGAGUGUUUGCGAAGAAUUCGAAUCCUAAAAGACGCCAAGGAGGAUCCGAAGAAAAUUGCCAUCAUGGUGGCAUCGCACAACGAGGAUACGGUGAGAUUUGCCAUCGAGAAAAUGAAGGAAAUCGGAAUUCAUCCGGAGGAUAAGGUCAUCUGUUUCGGACAGCUGCUGGGCAUGUGCGAUUACAUCACUUUCCCGCUCGGUCAAGCCGGCUACUCCGCCUACAAGUACAUCCCGUACGGUCCGGUGAACGAAGUGCUGCCCUACCUAUCCCGGCGGGCCCAGGAGAACAAGGGUGUGCUGCAGAAGAUCAAGAAGGAGAAACGCCUGCUGCUGAGCGAAAUCACCAAACGACUAGCCAAGGGUCAGCUGUUCUACAAACCCAAAGGUAACUACGUACCGAUCUAAGCUGUUCGGCGGGAAAUAGGGGAUGGACCGCAAGGUCAUCGGAGGAACGCUUUAUGAACACGAAAUCAAAGUAACGUCCCAUUGUAAAACAUACACAACCCACUUACACGAAACCAGCUAAACGAACGCGACACAUUCAAAAUGCCAUACAAGGGCACGCAAGCCCUCAGAGAUCGGAACUCCUUCAACCGUUGAUGUAAGCGGAUAUAAGCAUAAGUGUGUUAUGGUGAUUGUACUAUUAGUUGUACUGGUAAGGAAACCCCAUCUAGAGCCUCGCUGUUAGGAAGCGGAAUCAAAAUUGUACUAGGCCAAGGCGAAAAAGUAUCCCAACAAUGCUUUUUAGAGAGAGGGGUUUAGAGUUGGAUAGUUUGUCAAAUGUAGGCGAGAUAUAUUAUGGAUAUUGAAGCUCAUACCUUUGGAAAAGACGGCAACUGUUGUGUGCGAAAUUUCAGUUGCUUUUAUUCGAAUGAUGUAAGAGAACACGGAAUCGAAGAUUUGUGAUUGUAAUUUUAGUUACAGUAGUUGCUAAAUAUUUUGUAAGGCGAACAUUUUUUUAUUUGAGAAAUUAAACAUUUUUACGUUUAACCGUUAGUAUCGUAGCGUUUUCUGAUGUUCGAAAGCGUCGAGCCAAGUGGUAUUAUGAUAAACUAUUUGUUUAGAAAGUCUUAAUUAGUUGAGCCAACGGAACACACGGAUCUGAUACUCCCUUCUAUAUGGAAUUAGUAGAAUCUAUUACACCAAUACACACAAAAAUGGAAACAGACAUACUGUGAAGUGAAUGAGUUUAAUGAAACUGCCUCAGGACAACAAAUAGUAGCGGUUCUAUGCAAAUUCGACUGCAAACAACGCAUUAAGAAGGAAAUAAUGUAUGGUUUGUUAGUCCUGAUCAAUGCAGAGGAUGUGUAGGUGCAUUUCGAUGCACCAAUCAAACAAAAUUUAACGUAUCUCGGUGUUCGAUGAGGAAUUUGUAUCUCUGUGUGUUACACUCGAAUAUUUAAGGGUUAUAAAACGUACAACGUAGCAGACAUUGGGCAUUCAACGUUCAAAGUAGAGAUCAUAUUUGGCAUUAUCCUGUUGUAGGUAUUUCGGUAUGAUUACCUUCACAAAUGGUAACUUACAAUUUCAAUAAGUUCAAGCAAAUCUACAAAUGUCUAGGUCUCAAAAAAGAGUAGAUGCAUUCCGUAAAUGAUACGUAUUGAAAAUCCCUAAAAAUUAAGUUUUUUUUUUCAUUUCUAGAGAUUUUUCAUAUGUUCAUUUAUGCACGAAAGUUAUAAAACGUAAAAUCAAAUUCAAAAAAUUAGUUUUCACAUAAUUGUUUGUAAAUUAAUACAAACUUGAUACUGCUUCUGGCUUUUUCUAUUGAAAAUAAUGCUAUUAGACAUCUCUAAAAAUGUUCAUUUCUAGGGACGCCUAAUAUGAAUUAUUUAGGAUUAGAAGUUCAAGCUGUUGGUUAGUGAACAUCAAUUUCAAACGUUCUUGGAAGUGCCUACAAACAAAGAUACAAACGUCGAUAUCGAAAUGAACCGCGACUGCUCAAACUGCUAGACGUCCCUCAAAAUCGUUCCCCAUACAUCUAAUUGUUUUCGGCGAUUUUCUAUCAGAUACAAAUAACCAUUCUAUAUCAGUGAAACAUUUUACCGAAGAACCCAAACUCUGAACACAAUUACUAGUGCGAGAAAAGUUGACAAUAAACAUUGAAGGUGAACUAAAUAUCGUGUAACUGAAACCAAUUGAAAAAUGUGAACGGAUAUUAAAAGUAAACGUAAACAAAAAUCUUAACAACCUAUGUGAAUGUAUAAUGUACGUUAUGAGUUACUGAGCAGGCAUUAGAUUAAAAAAGAAAACAACGUGUUCACCUAUGUUGCGAUCGUCUUUCAAAACUGACGUUUAUUAUAGGACGUUCGCACAAGGUUUUCACAAACACAUACACACGUAUAUACCUACUACAAUUACAAAUUACUAUUACUGCAUAUACAGUUCUUUCUCGAAGGAGAAGAACAACCACAACAAGCUAGUGAUGCUGAAAAACUCAAAUAUUAGAACAAAAAGUAAUGAAAACGAACGAAAAGGUAAUUGAAUUUAACUAAAUAAUUGAACACAAACAAAACCCAUACACAGCUACAAAAAACAGGUGCGAAAAAUGAUGUCGUAAAACACGCAUGAGUAGGCUAGAUCUGGUCCGGAGUAAAUUUGAAAAGCAAGGCAAACCAAGUUGAGCAUGUUCUAAUUGUAAGAUGUGUAAAAUAUUUAAAACCAGAAUAAAACGUGAACAAACAGAAAACAA
Molecule: messenger RNA, 5172 nt
Organism: Aedes aegypti (yellow fever mosquito)
Lineage: Eukaryota; Metazoa; Arthropoda; Insecta; Diptera; Culicidae
Gene: slgA
Product: proline dehydrogenase 1, mitochondrial
Exons: 13
Coding region: 747-2888 (713 amino acids)
Cellular component (GO): mitochondrion
Molecular function (GO): proline dehydrogenase activity; FAD binding
Source: RefSeq, a predicted model, not a curated record